Dermatophagoides pteronyssinus (European house dust mite) is the source of this 216-nucleotide messenger RNA. RefSeq names its product putative DEAD-box ATP-dependent RNA helicase 43. Lineage: Eukaryota; Metazoa; Arthropoda; Arachnida; Sarcoptiformes; Pyroglyphidae. The record is from RefSeq and is a predicted model, not a curated record.
AUCGCGCCGUCUCGCGAACUGUGUUUGCAAAUCGAAGGCAUCGCGAAGAAGCUCUACGUCGUGUUCGCGAGCGACACUGCCGCGCGCGGCAUGGACUUCCCCGACGUCGGCCUAGUCGUGCAGACCGAACCGCCGGUGGACGUUGCAGACUACCUGCACCGCGUCGGCCGCACGGCGCGCUGCGGGAAGUCGGGAGUCGCCACACUCUUUCUAAGC